Loxodonta africana (African savanna elephant) is the source of this 2118-nucleotide messenger RNA. RefSeq names its product 5-hydroxytryptamine receptor 3D-like. Gene Ontology annotation, cellular component: synapse; plasma membrane; neuron projection. Lineage: Eukaryota; Metazoa; Chordata; Mammalia; Proboscidea; Elephantidae. The record is from RefSeq and is a predicted model, not a curated record. Gene Ontology annotation, biological process: regulation of membrane potential; signal transduction; monoatomic ion transmembrane transport. Gene Ontology annotation, molecular function: acetylcholine-gated monoatomic cation-selective channel activity; serotonin-gated monoatomic cation channel activity.
CCCAGGGUACCCUCAUACUGGUUUUUCAUUUACAUUUUCCAUGUACCUUGGAUUGUUUUGACCUACAUUUUUCAGUGGCUAAUGAUUGAAAGUCAUAAUUGUCAUAUGGAAUGAGUAAGGGUGGGAGCACCAGAUCUGCCUUUAUGGAGUUAAUGAUCCUGGAUGGAAAUUGUUUUUCCAGGAUGCACAACUUCAGCUGAUGACAUCAUUCCUGUGGCUAAAUGUGGUAUGAUAGACUCAGUUUCUCCUUCAUUUAUGGUGCCUUCCCUUUUCCACUCCUGAGUCCAAUUUUGCAGAUUACAUUGGAUAAAGCUGAGAAUACCCACAAAUUAGAGAAGUUCAAACAGAGUCAGGCCAACAUUGAGAACACAAUAAUUCCUGAAUAUGCUACUAGCUUAGGGGGGCAGAGAUGGAAUAGCAAGAAGGUGAAUAAACCAAGGUCAUGGAAGCCAAUACUCAAAUGGCUCCUUUCCAAAGAAUUCAAAGCCAAGUUCAAGGUCUCCCUUGAGAACACUGAGAGAGAAGUGGAGGCAGGUAAGAUCUUGUUAGUGAUAUUGUGACAGUUGUCCCUAGAGAGGGAGUGGAAGAAUGAAGAAAUGAGUGAAAAAAGGGGAAAAAAUUAGGGAAGUGCAAGAAACAGAGCAAGACCAAAACUAGUUCCCUCCUUCCGUCUGUUUCUUCCAUGCCAUGGUCUCCUCUAGAUCUGGUACAACCCAUUCAUCAGAUGGAACCCAGAGGAAUGUGGGGGCAUCGGGAAGCUCAGCAUGACAACUGAGAACCUAUGGAUUCCAGAUAUCUACAUCCAAGAGUUGUGAGUAUCAGGGCUCAAAAAAGCAAGAAGCAAACCCCAUCAGGGAAGGGCAUGAUGAAACCAACAGAGGCCACACAAAGACUCAGAAAAGAGCAAGGUCUGACUUAACUAGCUUAGAAAACUCCUAGAAUACGAUGAUAGGUGGACAGGGCAAGUCAAGUAGAGCUAAAGCACAGGAGUGCAGUGACCUGAGAAGGAAGGCCAAGUCUGAUGGGAAACCCACAGGACCCACCUCCCUUUCCUUCUCACAUACAGCAUGGAUGUGGAUCAGACACCUACAAGUCUCAUGGCUUAUGUCAACAGUGAAGGUCGCAUCAGCUAUGAUAAACCAAUGCAGGUGGUCAGCAUCUGUAACCUGGACAUCUUCUAUUUCCCCUUUGACCAACAGAACUGCACGCUUACCUUUGGUUCUUUCAUCUACACGGGUGGCCAUCAGGCGCAGGCCCAGCCUUUAUGUGAUAAACCUUCUGCUGCCCAGUGGCUUUCUGGUUGCCAUUGAUGCCCUCAGCUUCUACCUGCCCGCAGAGAGUGGGAAUCGUGCCCCAUUCAAGAUGACACUUCUGCUGGGCUACAAUGUCUUCCUGCUCAUGAUGAAUGACUUACUCCCUGUCAAUGGAACCCCCUCAUCAGUACGGCCCCUCCCUCCAUCAGGAGAACAAAAGCAAGGUGUCUUCUUUGCCCUGUGUCUGUCCCUGAUGGUGGUUAGCCUGUUAGAGACUGUCUUCAUCACCUACCUGCUGCACCUAGCCACCACCGAGCCCCCACCCAUGCCUCUGUGGCUCUACUCCCUUCUGCUGCACUACACCAGCCCCAGGAAGUGCUGCCCCACUGCACCCCAGAAGGGAAAUAAGGGCCUGGAUCUCACCCCCUCCCAUCUGCCUGACCUGAAGGAGCCAGAGGUGUUGGCAAGGAAGAUGCCCAGCCCUGGAGAAACAGAGUUAAAUGGGUGCCCUGAAUCAGCAAGGGCCCCGCAGGAAGCCGAGGCCCAGAAGAAGCACCUGGUUGACCUGUGGGUGCAGUUCAGCCACAUGAUGGACUCCCUGCUCUUCGGCCUCUACCUGCUCUUCAUGGCCUCCUCCAUCAUCACUGUCAUCAUCCUCUGGAACACCUAGGCAGAUGCCGACCUGCAAACCACCUGGAGCUUCUCCUGACCUCCAGGGACCACCCAGGUUCUCACACCUGUCUAAAUCUCAGUCUCAGGGCCCUAGCAACAAUCUACUUUUUAACCCAGACCCUUUGUGCAGUUUCAGAGCAGACCUAGAUAUUUUCAUAGGCCCUUCAAAGGUUAGGAUCUUACUCCUGCAUUC